UGAUGGUGCUGCAACUGCGGAUAAUGGUAUUAGUGUGAAUGCUUGGGUUAAGGCUGGGGCUAAAUCGAGAUGUGUCUCCCCACCCGCCUCCAAAAUGUCCGUACUGAAGACAGACGAGGUUUCCUGUGAUGAUGAUUGCUGA
Messenger RNA from Acanthocheilonema viteae, 142 nucleotides. Lineage: Eukaryota; Metazoa; Nematoda; Chromadorea; Rhabditida; Onchocercidae. The record is from the annotation of a GenBank genome assembly.